Messenger RNA from Racocetra persica, 351 nucleotides. Lineage: Eukaryota; Fungi; Glomeromycota; Glomeromycetes; Diversisporales; Gigasporaceae. The record is from the annotation of a GenBank genome assembly.
AUGAUAGAAAGAGUUUCCACAAAUCCACAAAUAACUUAUCAAUAUAUUCAAAAUAUAUUAAUAAUCAAUGAGCUUAAACUAUAUAAAAAAGAAGAAGAUAUAAUAAUAUUUCAACAAAUACAUUCUGGUUUUGUUGCGAUUAAAACAGUUAAUGAUGCAAAAAAAUUUUAUGAUACAUGGAAUCUUUACAUUUCAAAUAAUAUAGAUGAUGAUAAUUAUUUUCAAUAUAAAAGUAAAACAGAAGAAUACUUAGCAAUGUUAUUUGCAAAAUGGAUUAAAAUUAAUGUAGUAUCAGGAACAGAUUUACCACCUGGUAUUCCAGAUGCGAUUGCCGGAUCUCGUAGAAAAUGA